AUGAGAGAAUGGAGGCCAGUGAGCGAAAUGGCAGUGGAGGAGAGAAGGGAUUCCAAGGUGAGAGACUGGGAAGGGAGGAGGUGUAGGUCAUGGCUGAGGAGGAAAGAAUGGGCGGUGGAGGUGGUGGAGAUGAGGAGGGGGAUCAGCUUUGAAAGGUGUUUGUGGUGUGGUGGAGUUGGAGCGAAGGAGACAGGAUUCAGGUUCGUUGAGUUUGGUUUUGAAUCUCUUGGCAGUCUUUCUCCGCUUUGUGGUUUUCUUGGUGGCUCCACCUGCCGUCGCCAUUCUAACGGUGGUGGCGAUAAAUUUUAG
Fraxinus pennsylvanica is the source of this 309-nucleotide messenger RNA. Lineage: Eukaryota; Viridiplantae; Streptophyta; Magnoliopsida; Lamiales; Oleaceae. The record is from the annotation of a GenBank genome assembly.